Molecule: messenger RNA, 885 nt
Organism: Penicillium pulvis
Lineage: Eukaryota; Fungi; Ascomycota; Eurotiomycetes; Eurotiales; Aspergillaceae
Product: chitin synthase export chaperone
Exons: 7
Coding region: 1-885 (294 amino acids)
Biological process (GO): protein folding
Cellular component (GO): endoplasmic reticulum membrane
Source: RefSeq, a predicted model, not a curated record
AUGGGCUCAACACAAUUCGGCAAUUUCAAGGACUUCUGUCGCGACUCGACAUUACCCGUCUGCAAUCUCUUUGUGGUGAAUCAACCGCCUAAUGCGAAUUUCAGUGGAUGCGCACUCGACGGUAUCAGUUUGAGUGGGGGUCGCCAUCUCGCCAACUUAGGAUCCAUUCUGAUCGCAUUCAUUGCCAUCUUGGCGUCGCUCUUUAUGCUAUGGAGGUCGGACAAAAAGCAUGCCGCCGUUGGGCGUCGGGAAAUUCAACUGUUUCUGCUAGGAUUCAUCAUCAUCGAGAUCUGUGAGAUUUUCACCGUGGGUGGACUUCCGAUCGAAGAUUCGGUCCGAAAGGGUUUUUCGGCUGUCCACCUUGGCGCAAUCACUGCCACCUGCUGGAUCUUAUUAUUGAAUGCGUUUGUGGGUUUCCAGCUACUUGAUGAUGGCACAGCGGCUUCGAUUGGCCUAAUUUCCGCGUCCGCUAUUGUGCUCUUCAUCGGUACUGGCUAUAUCGCCCUGGAUACUGCAUUUGACUGGUCCGGCCAUUUCGUGGCGAAUAAGGAUACUUACCGCAACAUCGCUCUCUACGUCCUGUACCAACUGUUCCCGCUGGUCUGUCUUGUCGUGUUCUUUGUCCUCGAAUCCGUACUGGUUUUGCGGGUACUGGGAGAGUACCGACCCAUGCUUUAUCUUACCGGUGCCGCUCUCUUGUUCGCCAUUGGUCAGAUCUUUCAAUAUGUGAUCAGUGUUCACCUCUGCGAGGCUUCAGGUGGUGCAAUUAACGGUACCUUGUUUGAGACCCUCUUUACGCUACUCGCCGUAAUUGGCGUCUGGGCUUUCUGGAGCAGUAUCACCGAAGACGACUGGCCUCUGCCCGUCGGGGGUGGAUACAACUGA